UACUUUCGUUGAUGCCUUUCCUUGCCAACUUUGGGAUGUAAUUAAAUGUUUAGACAUUUAACGAAUUCGUUGGAUUUUGUCUGGAUUUCCGAUGGUGAGAUAUCUCAGCCAGCCAAACACAUAUUAAGAGGACGCUGUGAUUUUGGUUGACAGCUCGAUCGACACUGAUGAAUUAUUAAUAAUAUUUUUUUAUUAAUAAAAUGGAAGUUUUUACGAAUAAGGAUGCGAUGUUAAGCUGGUGUAUUGUCAUAUUAUGCGCUGUAAAUGCUGUAUUCUCGUCACUACAAAGUGAGAUGUCAUCAGAAAGUAUAAGCUUUAAGUUUUAUAACCUUAAAGAAAAUGAGUGGACUGAAGAUAAUACUGUUAAAUUCACAGAUAUCCUAACAACAGAGAGUAAUACAUAUUGUUCUGUAAUGCCUUCAGAUUGUGGACUCACCUAUUGGAACCAAUCUUAUAUUUUUAAUCAAUCUAAUAUUGUUGUUGUCAAUGGUUACCCCAAAACAGAUGGCAGUGACCUGGAGAUUCAGUUUUAUAUCCUGUUACCUGGCAAUGCUAACAUAUCAUCAUCAUCUUCAACAAGCCAUGUCCUCAAUAAAAUGGCUGCCACAUCCAUAUUAACUACAAGUAAAGCUAAGUUAGAGUCAGCCAUUGGUGAACCUAUAACCUAUAUUGGUGAAGAGUUUUAUGGUAUACCUAUAGAUCAUGCUACGAACAAUAUCAUGAUACCAUUAGCUUUUAUUAUACUGUUUAUAGUGGCUGUUGUAGCCAUUGGAUUAACAGUGUGGAGUACUAGGAAAGAGAAACAGAGAAGAAAGUCAAACAUUAAAAAGAAACAUGUUUCAACUAAGGUUGCACCAACACAACCCAAGUCUCAACUGACCAAUGGACAUCAUGCUAACAAUAAAGGAAUAUCCAAUCACAAUCAGGAAACUGAAAAUAAUCUUAUGAAUACUGGUAACCAUGAAGAAAAGAAAAUGGAACAGAAGAACAUGUCACCCAUGACUCAGCAGUCAUUGAAUGAAUUCUCAGAUGAGGCCCAUAUUAUCAAUGAAAUUCAACACAAGCAUAAUGAGUUACCUCCCCUUGAUACUGCCACCAAUGGACAAGACCAGGACCAAAAGAAAGAAAAACACCGCAAGAAGAAGAAAACAAAACGAAAACAUCGUCGAGAAAGAGAUGGUUACGAUAAUUCAGGACUGGAUGAGUCUGAAGUUGAAAAUCAAAUACCUAACCAUAAGAUAAUGACGGUACAAUCGGAUAACAUUAUAACAGAAGAGACAAGCAUGUGAUCGCCAUAUAUGGUAGUAGAAUUUAUUUAAAGAUGCAUUAUGUAAAGAUCUAAAUCUUCCUAUUGCAGGUUUUUCUUUUGGCUUCAAAUGUUAUAUAAAUUAUUAUUUACUGGUAGGAAUUUCCGGCCAUUUUUUAAGGUUUUGCAACUGUUUGGGCAAGGUAGGGUGGUUCCCGGGGGUUUAAAAUUUUGACCCUCGAAAUGACCAUUCUGAGCUAUUUUGAGAGAGAAGAUCUCACUACUCAUGAGAGAACAUACCAAUCAUGCCCCUGCACAUUGAAGAUUCUAGCUUCACUGUGGGAGGGGGGGGGGCGCACAAAUUUUCAGUACGGGGGCAGAUGACCCUGAAAUUUUGGCCUUAAAAAAUGGCCAGAGACAUUUAUUUAAAUGGCAAGCCUAUAAUCAACUAUUUAAUCCAUUGGAUGGCUGAGAUUUAAAUGGAUUUAAUUAAACAUUCCUGAGAUUUUAAAAUCUAAUAAUAAAAUGGACAAUCAAUGCUACGAUAAUAAACCUUCAAAUAAAAUUUAUUCAAAUGAAAUUUUCAUUUCAUUAUCUAUUUUUAAACUAUUAUCCAGCUCUUUAUCUAAAUUUUACAUAAUGUAUCUUUAAGUAUUUUAGGUAUUACCUUACUUUUCAGUGCUGUUACUUCAGUGCUGAUCGAUGUUAAAAUGCUAAUAUUGAUAUUGAUUGUGUUCCUUAUCCAGGAAUUUCUUUAAAUCGUGCAUUUCACAGAAAAUCUUUGAAAAUUUUCAAGGAAGUAGACCUUUCCUCACUUGACCCCCCCCCCCCCCUUC
Molecule: messenger RNA, 2082 nt
Organism: Patella vulgata (common limpet)
Lineage: Eukaryota; Metazoa; Mollusca; Gastropoda; Patellidae
Exons: 7
Coding region: 201-1289 (362 amino acids)
Source: RefSeq, a predicted model, not a curated record